UAUGGGAAAUUGUUUAAAAAGAAACUAAACUUUGUUAUAAUAAAAUUAAUAAUGCCCAAAAUGUCAAAUGGUUUUUUAAGCACAAUCAAGUGCUGUUUAGGUAAUUAUUUAAAAUAAAAAUAGUAUUAAUAACAUGUUUCGAAUUGUAGAGUUAGACAAAUUUAAAAUCCAGCUCCUUAAUUAAGAAAUAUUUAAGUUGGUGAUGUUGUUAUUUAGCCUAAUCAUCAUGCAAAUCUAAAUCCUAAUCCAAAUCCAAGAACCUAUGUAUUAAGAUUAUUUUUAUUAUUUUAAGCCUCAUUUUAUAUAGGAGGAUUUUCAAAAUAGAAAAUAAAAGUAUUAUUGGUGCAAAGAAUUAUUGCCAGGCUCAAAAAUUAAAUAUAAAUGGAAUAAGAGAGUAAAUAAAAAAUUAUUUUAACUAAGUUAUCUCCUGCAAUGCCAGCUGGGAAUGUUUCUGAAAUGCUGGCUUUGCCUUGGGUUCAAAUUAAGAAUUCAGAAUUUCCAAUCAAAUAAACAUGGUUUCGAUUAUAAUUAGAAAAAAAAAGAAUAUCAUGGUAAUAAGGAGCAGAAACUUUAUCUGUAAACAAAGAGAGUUUCUUAAUGACUACAUUAAAUAUGUAUUAAGAAAUUAAUUGGCACAAAGAAGUAAAGGUUCAUAUUGAUGGUGAUAAAGUAUUGGAUGCAGGAGGAUUAUUAAGAGAAUGGGCUAAUUUAAUAAUGAAAGAAAUUAUACAUCCAGAAUCAGGUAUGUUUUAAUUAGCUGAUUGUGAGGAUGUAUCUUAUAAAAUAAAUUGUGAAGCAGAUACAGAUGAACAUAUUAUAGAUUGUUUUAAAUUAUUAGGAAUAGUUGUUGGUAAAUGCAUUUUUGAGAGGAUACCUUUAAAUGUUUAUUUUGAUAGAUCAAUAAUUAAACACAUAAUAGGUUAACCUAUUUUUUUGGAAGAUAUUUAUUAUUAUGAUCUUUAAGUAUUGAUAUUUUAAAUUUAGUUAUAUUAAUCCUGGGAUUUUUUAGUAAAUAAUAAAUUUGAAGCAGAUGAUAUUUCAGAAUAUUUUGUUGUUUAUAGAAAAAGUAAAAGAGAUUACUAUGAAUUGAAAUAAGGAGGAUAAAAUAUUUAGUUAGAUAUGGAUAAUUGUCAAGAAUACGUUAAUUUAUGGUAAAUAUAUAACUUUAAUUUAGCAUUGAAUAUUAUACAUAUAUAUCAAUUAAGCCCUUUUUGACUGCAUUUUUAUCAACUUUAUAUAGUGUAUUCAAUUAAAGUUUAAUGAUUAGAUAAUUCCAAAAUAAUUACUUAGCUUACUUGAACCUUUAGAAUUAGAAAUGAUUCUUUAUGGAACACCAUUUAUUGAUAUUAAUGAUUGGAGAGAUAAUACUGAUUAUAAAGGUGCUUAUUACAGAACUCAUUAAACGAUUUAAUGGUUUUGGGAAAUUUUAGAAUAAAUGGAUUAAUUUAAUCUUACCAAAUUUUUAUAAUUUUGUACUGGAUCAACUAGAACACCUGUAGAAGGAUUUAGAAAAUUAGAAAGUAAUAGAGGAAACUGCUCUAAGUUUUGUAUAGAAAGUGUACCAUUUACAAAAGCUAAUCCUUAUCCAAAAGCACAUACUUGUUUUAAUAGAUUAGAACUACCAAUUUAUGAAACUAGAGAAGAUAUAGAAUAACAUUUAAAAGCAGUAAUACAGGCUGAUAUGGAUGGAUAAUUUGGAAUGGAAUGA
Molecule: messenger RNA, 1708 nt
Organism: Paramecium pentaurelia
Lineage: Eukaryota; Ciliophora; Oligohymenophorea; Peniculida; Parameciidae
Source: the annotation of a GenBank genome assembly